Cercospora beticola is the source of this 1829-nucleotide messenger RNA. RefSeq lists its product as uncharacterized. Gene Ontology annotation, biological process: cellular response to pH. NCBI's taxonomy places the organism in Eukaryota, Fungi, Ascomycota, Dothideomycetes, Mycosphaerellales, Mycosphaerellaceae. Gene Ontology annotation, cellular component: plasma membrane. The record is from RefSeq and is a predicted model, not a curated record.
CCCAUCGUGCAGCACACCACGGACACAUUGCACCCCCGGCAUCGCUGUUGGCAACAUGUUCGUGGCGUGAACUGUCUCGGCAGUGUAACACUGACGAGGCUGAACUUGCCGCCGCCUGCCCAUCUCUGCGCGACAACCAUCGCGCUCCCGCCGCCAUGCCGUUUCCUUUUGCUCUGCCAACCACAAGUUCUGUGCUGCUGUCCGACUUCUUCGACAGCGUCACCCACCCCUCCCUGCCGCUGACAGCCACCACCAAACGCAGCAUCGUGAAAGAUGUCUUGAAGAAACAUAAACGCCUCUCGCCGCAAGCCCGAGUGACCAAUCUGCCGACAGUCCAGAAUGCCAUCAAGGAUUAUCUUCCCUUUCUGCUCGCCCUGAACGCCGGUGCCGGUUUCCGAGACCUGGGGCCUGAAAAGCUCGAUGUUGAGAUCAAGAGACCACUGGAAGUAGAAUGGCGAAGCACGCUUUCCGCCGCCUUACCAGGUCGCGAGAACGCCCGGCCCAAGCUGACAGGCCUCCAUCAUGAAAUCGCCUUCACGCUGUCGACGCUGGCUUACACGCACUCCCUCCUGGCACGAUCACAAUUGAGGGCAGUCUAUGGAUCCACUGUGCUUACCACGGAACAGCGAACAGCCGCCAUCGCUACUGCAAUGAAACAUCUUGUCGACGCGCAUGCCAUUCACACCUAUCUGCUGUCGCUUCCUUCCAUUUCUGCUGCCCAGGAUGCACCCAUCGACAUCCAGCCUGCAACAAUAUCGGCCCUCGCCUCUUUGGCCCUGGCAGAAGCGACCAUGAUCGUGAUCGCAAAGGACGACCCAUAUAUUGCCGCCGUUUCAGAUGACCGCAAUGAGAACAACACAGAUUGGAUGUUCAAGGCUCCAACGAUACCAAAGGUUCGUGCUCACCUGUACGCACGCUUUUGUCUAGCCGCUGCGGAGCAUGCAACGGGUGCUAGUGGCUUGCUUGGGCGUAGUAGUGGUGCUGCGAAGAUUGAUGAAGAUCUCGUCAAGUAUGCGAACGAUGUUCGACGAACUGCCAGAGGCAAGGCAGCUCGAUUUCUGGCAAUUGACGCUGAGCUCUCAGGUAAGACAGGCGAGGGCUUGGCCUGGUUGAAAGGGGCUCGUAAAGAGCUCGGUCUUGUUGUCGAGCUCGAAGACGGCAAGCGAAAGGGGCUCAAAGGUCUCAAGCAAAGCUGGCAAGAGCGCCGCGAAGAUCGGAAAGUAGACAAGGGAGGUGAGUGGGGUAUGGAUGCUGGCAGACUCGAGGAAGCGAGGGUAGUGGAAAUGCUGGAAGCCAAAUGGGACAAAGAAAACAGCACGAUCAAUGUUCAGCUGGUCCCGCCAUAUGAGCCACUUCUUGCGAGGAUGCCUUCAGGGCGAGAAUACCACACACCACAGCCAUUCCAGCCUCCCAGCCUGGACUCAGACGUGCUUGCGCAGAUGCGCGCUCCGCCAGAGCCUGAAGAAAAGGCAUUCCGAGGUGACGAGGAAGACAGUGGCGAUGAGGGUAUUUAUCGAAACGAGCCUGUCGGUGCAUUCCCUGGCACGGCUGGUGAAUACCAGCGGAGUGCGACCAGCAACAGCUAUUACUGAAGGCAGAAAGCCAUUCAAAUAUACCAACACUACCUGCCCUCAGGAUUGAUCGAUCGCUCAUUACAUGUUCUGAGAUCUCGACAUCCCACGGCUUGCCUCGAGUUUCGCCCCAAAUGCUGAGUCAUCCGGUCGGGGAUUCUCUUGGGGCUAAGGCAAAACAUAGUUUUUGCCAACUUUUCACCUCGCGAGGCAGUUUCUCUUCUGCCUUCAUUGCCACAGACCAGAUGGAUGCCGGCG